UAAAAAUAAUUUUUAAAUGUGAGAAUAACUAAAGAUUUAAAAACAAUUAGAAUCAGAGUGAAGAAAACGUGAAAAAUAAUAUUAAUAACAAAUAUUCGAACAGUGCUUGGAAAACGUUUUAAAAAAACUCAUCAAAAAUAUUGAAAACCAUGUUGGCCCAAGGAGUUCUUCCACCAAACUAAGACCAACCGGCCAAGUCCGAGUUACCAAGGAUAAAGACCUCGCCAAUUGUCGCUUCCAAUCGCACUCCUUGGAGGGAUUCAAAACAACCGAAAUGGAGGACGAACUUCGCUGUCCCACGUGCAAGCAGCUGUACGCCAAUCCCGUGCUCCUGCCCUGCUUCCACGCCCUCUGCCUGGGCUGUGCCCUGGACAUUCAGACACCCUACAGUCCGGGAUCGGGUCUCCCGGUGACCUCCAAUGGGACGGCUGGUGGCGCCUCUACUGCAGGCGGACACAAUGGCCUGCACAACGGAAACGGAGGCGGAUCUGUGGCCGGGGGACCGGCUACUUCCGCCGGUGGCACUUCCGGUGCUCCGCCUGGCACGCGACACAGCUCCCACAGCUCGGCGGCCAGCACGGCCAGCUCCAAUACGGGCAGCGAGAGCGUCACCUCCGACCAGGAUCAGUCCGACAAGGUGAGCAUCUUCAGUGAGGCGGACUCCGGUGUGGUCUGCUGCUCCAACACAUCCCGCCCGGUGUCCUAUGCCGGCACUGGACUCUUGCCCAACGGCAAUGUGGGCAACGUGGUGGCUCCGCCCGGCGCCGCCUACUGUCUCACCUGUCCGCUGUGCCGGAAGCUAGUGUUCUUCGACGACGGGGGAGUGCGGAACCUGCCCACCUACCGGGCCAUGGAGGCCAUUGUGGAUCGAUUCUGUGCCCGCGAGGCCCUGCGCUGCCAGAUGUGCGAGACGGACCCCAAGGUCGCCUCCCUGAUCUGCGAGCAGUGCGAGAUUCGCUACUGCGACGCCUGCCGGGAGCUCUGCCAUCCCGCCCGCGGGCCGCUGGCCAAGCACACGCUGGUGAAGCCGCGAGGAGCUGCCCAGCAGCGGGAGUCCGUCUGCGGGGAGCACGAGGAGACGCUGUCGCAGUACUGCCUCAGCUGCAAGGCACCCGCCUGCGGCCUGUGCAUCGGGGAGCAGCGUCACCAGGCCCACGACGUCCAGUCUAUCAAUGUCACCUGCAAGGCUCAAAAGACGGAGCUCUCGCACAAUCUGCAACAAUUGUCGGAGAAGGCACGUUCCACGACCGAAUUCAUCCAGCGCCUCAAAGGCAUGAGCGACAAAGUAACGGAAUCCUGCAUGGAGUUCGAGCGACUGGUGCACGCCCAGUGCGAGGCCCUAAUCCAGGCCAUUCACGACAGACGCGAGUAUCUGCUGGAGGCGAUUCGCAAUGACAAGGACACCAAGAUCAGGAUACUCAAGGACCAGCAGUCGAACUGCACUGGCAAGUUGCAGCAAACCACGGGACUUAUACAGUUUUGCAUUGAAGCUCUCAAAGAGACUGACAGCGCCGCCUUUCUUCAGGUGGGCUCCAUGCUUAUCAAUCGAGUGGCCAAUACAGACAUGACCUGGCAUCAGGAGGUCACCAAUGCGGCCCCUCGGGUCUCGCCCAUCGUUGACCUGACCCUGGAUGAUGCGGCCUUGGCCCGAGCCAUAGAUAACUUGAACUUUAUACAGAUGAAAGCCGUCAAAGAUGGAGAUGAAAGAUGUCCGGCAGCUCCCAUGACUCCAACCAUACUGCCAUCGGAUUGUUCAGCGGAAAAUAAUUCCGUGACUGUGGCGUGGCAGCCACCGAAUCAUUCCUUUGUAGAGGGUUAUGUCCUGGAAUUGGAUGAUGGCAGCGGUGGAGAAUUCAGGGAAGUCUACUGCGGCAAGGAAACAAUUUGCACCGUGGACGGGCUGCACUUCAACUCGAUGUACAAUGCCCGGGUGAAGGCCUUCAAUUCCGCCGGAGAAGGUGAAUACUCGGAGCUGAUUGGACUGCAGACUGCCGAAGUGGCCUGGUUCACGUUUGAUCCGGUUCUGAGCGGCGGCGCCGGAUCGGGCUUAAUCUUUAGCAAAAACAAUGCCACCGUUAGCGUCGAGGGCUGGGAGCACCGUGUGGCCCUCGGCUCCGUUGGUUUCUCCCGCGGCGUCCACUACUGGGAGUUCACCAUCGACAACUACACGGCGGACACGGAUCCGGCCUUCGGAGUGGCACGUAUCGACGUGGCCCGCAACAAAAUGCUGGGCAAGGACGAGAAAUCAUUUGCCAUGUACAUCGACCGACAGCGCUCCUGGUUCCAGCACAACUCCGUGCAUGAGAGGCGGGUUGAGGGCGGCAUUACCACGGGAAGCACCAUCGGAGUACUCCUCGAUCUAGAGCGGCACACACUGAGCUUCCUGGUCAACGAAAUGCCACAGGGAUCUGUGGCCUUCCGGGAUCUCUACGGGGUUUCUAUCCGGCUGUGAGUAUCAACCGAGGCGUCACCCUGACCAUGCACACGGCCUUGGAUGCGCCCAAGAUGGACUACUUCUAGGGCAGGUCGGAUGGGAUCCGAAAUAGCAAAUUGUGUACAUAAUGAUGGAGGGAAAGAGAGCUUGAGCUUGGCAUUUGACGACAGUUAUCGGUGUCUAUAUAGAGCAUUACCUUAAUACGAACCAACAGUUUACUCAAACAGCUUAUAUACUAUAUGUGUGUACGUGUAGUUUCGGGCAAGGUUCAGCGACAUAUCUCCACUUAAUCGUAUCUCUACUCGUAGUUCUAUAGGUUCACUGUUUGAAAAACGCUGCGCCAAAAGGGAAAUAAAAUAAUUGAAAGCAUUUAUCGUUAACUCUACGUGUAAAAUAUAAUAAAGAAGCUCUGAAUGUUUUGCCACACACAGAAUAAAGCCAAAAAUCAAGCACCGUGCAAACACAAAAUUUAAACCUAAAUCGUAAACACCAAAAACGAAUCAAAUUUAAACGCAAGCGAAUGAAAAUCUGAGGUAAAAAUCCAAUUAGCAAUUAGUGUAGCUAAAAAUCAGCAUCUGUAUGUCAUAAAUAUAUAUAAACGCAUUUCUUUGAGGCUAAAAUAGAAUCAAAAUCAGCGUGUUUUUUAUGGGUAGAAGUUUUUUAUUUUAAAGACUGAGAGCAAGUAUUCAUUUUAAGUACGUCAAGAAAAAAACACGUUACAAAUUAAGGCCUCAAAUUAAUCACUUACAAAUUGAAGUAAACUCUUGCAAAAUUAAAUAUUUAAGAGCUCUGCAAAAAUUGCAUUAAACGAAAACCAAUUUAAAGCCAACUGUUUCGCUUAUAAAAUCAAAUAUGCAUCUGAAUAUUAAUGUUUAAUGUACAAUUAAGUUCCCUGUAAAUAUUGAUGUAUUUUUAAUACCUUAAAAAACCAUCGGCUAUUCUAGUUUUUUUCCUAUUUAAGGUGUAAUGCAUAAAAUUAAAUUCCACUGUACGUACGGACUAUUUAUACUUUUCAACUUAAGCCUAUCUACAGCGUAAAAAAACAACAAUUAAACUUAAUUACCAG
Molecule: messenger RNA, 3500 nt
Organism: Drosophila serrata
Lineage: Eukaryota; Metazoa; Arthropoda; Insecta; Diptera; Drosophilidae
Gene: Trim9
Product: E3 ubiquitin-protein ligase Trim9
Biological process (GO): axon guidance
Cellular component (GO): neuron projection
Molecular function (GO): protein binding; zinc ion binding
Source: RefSeq, a predicted model, not a curated record